CGCCGCGGCUCGGGCACCGCCCCCGCCUCCCAGGCUCCUCUCCGGGUAAACAGCGAUGGCCGCCGAGGAGGGAGGCGGAGAGCCCCGCGACGGCAUGGGGAACCACCUCCAGUUGGGGCCCGCAGAGAGCGAGGAAAUGGAUGACAAUGAAAUGGAAGUUGAAGAUCAAGAUAGUAAAGAUGCUGAAAAGCCAAACAUCAUUAAUUUUGAUACCAGUUUGCCAACGUCACAUGCGUAUUUAGGCUCUGAUAUGGAAGAGUUUCAUGGAAGAACGGUGCACGAUGAUGACAGCUGUCAGGUGAUUCCAGUGUUGCCUCACGUGAUGGUGAUGUUGAUUCCUGGACAGACAUUACCUCUUCAGCUUUUCCACCCUCAAGAGGUUAGCAUGGUGCGGAAUUUAAUUCAGAAAGACAGAACGUUUGCUGUUCUUGCAUACAGUAAUGUACAUGAAAGGGAAGCACAUUUUGGAACAACAGCAGAAAUAUAUGCCUACAGAGAAGAGCAGGAAUAUGGAAUUGAAACAGUCAAAGUGAAAGCAAUAGGAAGACAGAGAUUCAAGGUGCUUGAAAUACGAACACAGUCGGAUGGAAUCCAACAGGCUAAAGUACAAAUCCUUCCUGAGAGAGUGUUGCCUUCGACAAUGUCAGCAGUACAGCUGCAGUCUCUCAGCCGAUGCCAUGUAUUUCCUUCUUCUAAGCCUACAGCAUGGCAGGACCGAACUCUACAUCAGUGGUGGCAGAAAUAUCAGAAGAGGAAGUUCCACUGUGCAAGUUUGACAUCUUGGCCUCCCUGGCUCUACUCUCUGUAUGAUGCUGAAACCUUGAUGGAAAGAGUCAAGAGGCAGCUACACGAAUGGGAUGAAAAUCUCAAAGAUGAAUCUCUUCCAACAAACCCAAUAGAUUUUUCUUACAGGGUUGCUGCUUGCCUGCCAAUUGAUGAUGCAUUGCGUAUACAGUUGCUUAAAAUAGGUAGUGCUGUUCAGCGACUGCGGUGUGAAUUAGAUAUUAUGAACAAAUGUACAUCUCUAUGUUGUAAGCAAUGCCAAGACACAGAAAUAACUACCAAGAAUGAAAUAUUCAGUUUAUCCUUAUGUGGACCCAUGGCAGCAUAUGUGAAUCCCCAUGGAUACAUCCAUGAAACCCUUACUGUAUAUAAAGCCUCCAACUUGAAUCUCAAUGGGCGGCCAUCAACAGAUCACAGCUGGUUUCCUGGGUAUGCCUGGACUAUAGCCCAGUGUAGAAUCUGUGGGAGCCAUAUGGGGUGGAAGUUCACAGCUACCAAAAAGGAUAUGUCACCUCAAAAAUUCUGGGGAUUGACACGAUCUGCACUCCUGCCUCGUAUUCCAGAAACAGAGGAUGACUCAAGCCAUGACAGAUCACCGUUACUCUGCCUGUAAACUAGUAACCUGCGUUGGAGAUGAAAGGGCAGUAAGUCUGCCUCUUAAAUGCAUUUGCUCAGUUCUGCUUCUGAUGCUUACUUAAACUUAAAGACACCCAGGAAGCCACACCUACACACAAAAAACAACCAAACAAGCAGACUCACUACAUUUGGGAUAUUAUUGUUAUUUCGGACAUAGGGAGAACUGAAGGUUGAGUGUCUAAGAUAACAACUGGGGAGAGGAGGUGGCGUGAGACUCCAAGAAAUCAAUCUGAUCCAUCUGGGCAGACUUGAGACUGGACAUUCUCCUUCCUUGUAUAAUUUCAGAAAAUGUUUACUGCUGUCGACUUGCAAUGAAAGAAAGUGGGGGGUGGGAGGCUGAAAUUACAAACAAAGAAUAAUUUAUUUGAUAUAUGUAUGAUUGUAGAUAUUAGUUACUUGCUGCGGAGUGUUUUCCAUAACAUACUUAAAAGUGGUUUUGCUGAUAGUCCCUGUUUCUAACUAUGCGGAAUACUUCAGAUUUUAUGCUUGUGCUGUUUCCCAGGUAUUGGCUGAAUAUCUAUCUCUUCUGGCUCAUACUGCCUUGGUAAUGUCAGUAGCAGUGCUGUAACUGGCAAAAAAAAGCAAGAGCUUCCUACUGCCUGCAGCAAGAACAAUUGUGUUACAAAAUGCCCUUGGAAAUGAACCUCUGUGAAGUAUUCAGUCCGUACAAGUUGUCUGAUAUAUUUUAGUCCCUUUGACUUUAGAAGUCUUAGAUUUUAAACUGUUUAUACAAAAUACACAGGUAAGUUUCAGAACGUAAACUACAUUGUCGUUUACUGUUGAAUGUGCUUAGAGUUACUUUUCAAAAUUAUUUCUGUGAAGAUUAGUUAUUUACCAGCAUCUGUGUCCAGGGUUUUGUGAAGUACUCUCUAAAUACAUAAUUAUGGCAAUUUUUUGGGUUGAAUUUAUUUUGACAAGAAGUAGGCAACACCUUUUUAUUUUUUUCUCUUACUUUUUCAUAUCAUAAAGUAAAAUUUCACUUUUUCACCCUUACCUUAGAAAAGAGCAAGUUCCCGUAUGAAACAGAAGUAAAAGGCAGUGUGCUUUUUUUUAAUUUUGCCACUGAUUUAUUAGGAUUUUUUUCGAUGCACUUUGGUGAUCGAAACUGACAGUUUCUUCAGUGUGUUAUGUGUACAUACUUUUUUUUUCCUUUUGAAGCUGUAUCAUUCACUCUGUAUAUUCUUCACAGAAAAUCUUUGAGAACUGCAUUGUUAAAUAUGACACAGAACUACUUAAGAUUUAAGACAUCAGCCACUACUUGCUCAUUCUCAGUCAUGGCCCUACAUCAAACUUAGGCAGCAUGGACAGAUUAUGUCAGUGGAAGGCCAAGUCAGACCUCUAUACAAGGCAAGUAGCCGAUUUAAGUGGUAGGGUGGCACCUGCUACAGUGUAGUGGAAAAAAUACCCAGAUGUGAAAAGAUGCAAGAUGUUGCAAGGCUGUUAGGGUAGUUUAUAAUACUAGGUGUGUAGAAACUGAUGAUUCUGUAACUCAGGUUUAGUUCUCUGAAGCCUUCUACCUCUGUGCUUCUGUGAUAACUUUUGUUCUCUCCAUAGACAUGUUUAAUACUGUAUUUAAUUUUGUGUGCAGUGCUCUGACUUGCUAGUGAACUGUGAAAAGCAAUACUUCUUUGAAUAUAAUUCUGAACAAGUAGAGGGUGAAUGAUGGUUCAUUUUCUUCGAGAAAACAUUCUGUAUUUUGAUUUCUAUGAUAAGCUUCCAAAAGACUGAAAUGGUAAGCACUAGUGUGAGAGUGAGACUGUGAAAUGUUUGUACUUUGAUAGCCACUGACAUCAUGCUUAGCUUUCCCCUCACACCCUGCACAUGGACAGAGAUGCACACACAACACGCAGGUGUGUGCGCUAAGACAUGCACAUGGCUUAGCUGUAGGCCUGGUUUAUUUUCUCCCUCAAAGAUACCCAAUAUCUGUUGUUCCCAUUACCCUCUGUAGGGCUUGUGGGUGGCAAGAAGCUUGAGGAUCUUUAAAGUACCUUCUGCUGCCAUUCAAGUAUUCACUGAGGGUAUGAUGAAUGAGUUUUUCAAAGUCAUUGUUUUCCUAGCUAUUAUUGAACUUCAUAAGCUCUUUGGGGGUUUGGCAGAGUCUUUUGGAUUGCAUCAACUAAAAAUGGCAGCAUUUUGGCAAUGUUUGAAUAACAUAUAGACAUUUUUGGUAUUGUGUGUGUAUCUAGUCAAAUGUAAACUGAUAGAAUCAAGUGAGAUAAGUCAGGACUAAAUUUAGCACUAAUUUAAUUUUAUUGUUUAUGAUGCUGUUCCAGCUGUCUAACCUUCUGUGUAAUGUUUGCCAUUUCAAAGUCCCUGAUGCUUUCCAGGUUGAAAACAAGUGUGAUUCAGGUAUCUGCAGAGAUGAUGAAUCCUGCCAUGGUGAAAGUGGCCAUUUUAGUGCUACGCUAAAUGUAGCUAUUCAUACACUAAGUGUAUGAAUGCUCAAAAUGUACAGCAUGUGACUGAGAGGGUAGAUGUGGAGUCGUGGAGGGUUCUGGGCAUUGGUUAAUAUUUUCUAUGCUGCUUUUCUCAUUUUUGGAGAGAAACUUUUAGGUUAGGGUUGUUGAAAAUUGUUACUGGCAAAUAUGGACUUCGUAAGGUUUUGAGAGCUAAAUGUAAAGGACAUCACAUUUUACAAUUAUUUCCUAUAUUUACUACAUUUAUGGGUUGGCAUGUGCCUUCAUGAGUUAAUUAAUCUUGCUGGCAGCUGCCAAAAGGGGUCGUUUUUCUCUUCUCUCCCAUCAUAAUCCCUGUCCUUCUGAUGUGAGAUCUAGGAGUUGGGCAGUCAUGGCAUUGGUGUCUUGGUUGUGCAGCCACAUCUGUGUCAGGUCUGACGAGCAGACGUCUUGUGGGGAUGGAAGAGGGACUGCUUUGCACAGCAGCAGAUCGCAGCUGGGUUGGAGUCCAUGUGGCAUAGAAUUGCUCAUUUUCAAGCUGUUGUUGCAAUAGCAUAGAAGUGUCAUACAAUCAAAGCCUGUAAUAUAGCAAGUUUUCAUAUAUUUUAGUUUAGUUUUAAUGAAUAGGUAGAAUCACAUAGGACACUUGGCACACUUGAUCUAAACCAUGUUAAAAUAGUCCACUGUUUGGUUUUUUAAUAAUGCUAUUUUUGUAUGUGCUGCAAUUCAUUUUGUUCCUUUCAUUGUUUUUUCCCCUUUGUUUAAUUGCUUUGUAAAAGCUGCAGAAAGGGUAGCACAUUCUCCGCUUUAACUCUUCUUCUCUCUGCCUUUUGAGACUUUUCAGAAAAAUCUUGUUGCUUGCAAACAUUUGCAAAGAAUAAAAUUCAAUUUGUUUCAAAACUGAUCUUUCUUGCUGAUUACUGGGAUGGGAAGAAAGGAAAUGUUUGGUUUUACGUUGUGCUUUUAAACUGGUUAACUUCAAAAAGUCAUACGUGUGCCAAAAGAGUUUCAGCUUUACAGAAGGUGCAGGCUUGGCUGGCAAAGCACAGAGAAGGUAAGAAAUUACACAGAGGGAGCAGAGGAUGUCAUUCCAAUUAAUAAUCAAAAUGAAACAAUAAGCCCUUCAUCUCAAGCUCUCUUUCUCUCAUCUGUGCACUUUCUUGCCUUAAUCCACCUGAGUAAUUCUUAGCUUUAGUUCCAGUUUAUUUUCUCUGUAUUAACUUCCCAAAGUAUAAAACCGCUGAUGUUUUUUUUUUCCAGGAUCCCCUUUAUCUCCAGUUUCUCCUGCAAAAAGAAAUUAAUAGGUAAAUAUAUGAGGGCAUUAGGUAAUGGAAAUAUGGAGAAGAUGAAGCUGGAGCCACUGAGGAAAACUAGUCGGAGGCUUUGCAGACAGGCUCAGCAAAAGCAUCCAUCCUGAGGGAAGGAGGGAGAGAAGAGCUGAGUUGGCGAAGCAGCAGGUGCUGGGAUGGCUGGCAGGGAGGGGAACCAAGAGGCGCUGGUGGAAAAAAAACAGGCUGCAUAAACGUGGGCUGAAACCUAAACUUCCCCCAAGCCUGUUACUUUACACAUCAUCCUAAUGGUAAGGGAGGACAAUUUAAUCAGGAAAGAAGGGAAGUUUAAGUUUACAGGUUUUAUCCAAGAGCUGACAGCUCUUGCAGGAGUCUCCUGUAAUGGUUCAACCAGCAAUACUGGAAACGUAUCCUAGUAAUCUGGUUUAUUCAUCAAUUAAAGUUCUCUGAACUAGAUUGUCAAGGAAAUGCAAAGACACUGCUUUAGCUUAACUCAUGGUGCCAAAAUGUAAUUUACUGUUAGAGGUUUAAAUUUUGUUUAUGUAAUGGGCUUAAUGCUGCUUUGGGGCUCAAAACACAACAGCCAACUUUUUCAUUUUUUCUUAUGUGAUGGUUUUCGAAAUGUCUUUGCUACUUCAUAGCUGAGACCAUGUCACCUAUUUGAUCUCGCAGAGGGUGGUGAGAGUAUGUUCAGAAGCAGUGUUUAAUACCGCUCUCCCAGAGGUGUUACGGGAAGGGAUGAUAGCAACACACCUAUCUCAUGGUCAUUAUGCAGAUGAGCAUGAAAGUGCACCUGCCUGCUGCCAAGCAGUUCUUAGUUGACUUGCUAAGCAAUUUAAAAGUGAUUUAAUCUUUGAGUAAAAUCCCCAUUUUUCUGAAUAUUUUCAAAGCAAAUACAUGUGAAGUGGUGUAUUGGCAUUGGCCUUUCCUGAUGAAGCCUCACAGGGAUUUCCCAGGUACCUGCCCCAUUUGCAGAUGCUCUUUUCCAUGCAGACUGCACUGUUGAUGGAGGACUUUUUUUCCUGGUACAGAAUUUUUAGCAUUCAGAGAAGCUCUGCAGCAUUGUAUAAGCUUUCUCGUUCCUCUGUAUUUCAAGACCUGUUUUCUCUUCUGAGAGCUUGAACUGCUAUGUGAUGAUGUUCCCCCUAACAAAUGUUUGGAUAGCACGAAUUAAGUCUUGCAGGUUUUAUUUUGUUGUUUUUUGGGGUUUUUUUUCCCUAAGCAUUAUACAAAAUCAUAAGGACUUUUGUGACCAGAGCACAGAGUUCAUGAUGGGCAUCGCCACGUCACUGCUCACAAAGCCACAGGUAAGUGCUGUGGGAAAGAGACAGAGGACAGCUUCCCUGCCUGCUCUUGCGUUCCAUAGAGCUUUGUCUAGUGCUACACUGCCUAAAUGAGGCUAUAGGAUGGGUAGUUUAGACGAUAUGCAGGUAGUGGAGCAUGCUGAAUUGAAUUUCAGACUCUUAAAGUGCUAUUGUGUUACCAUAUUAUAAAGAAAUUAUCUAAAAUGUCAAAGCUUUAAAACCUUGUCCUCUUGCCCAGCCUGAUAAUGAAGGACACUGUUAAGUCUCUUCACUACUAACAUUCUGCCAAGGUAACGUAAUCAUUACUGUCCCACUGGAACUGGAAACAGCUUUAUAAGGGAGGAAAAAGAACUACUAUACCACAGCCAGUCACGCUUUGUGGUAUUCUGUAGGAUUUGUCAAAGCUUAUAAGAAAGGUCACCCGCCUCAACGAAAGCCCUGGAUACCUGAAGACUGUCCCAGUUCUAUUGAAUCCACGGAGAAAUUAUAAAGGCUCUGAAUUAGAAGCAUGUUACAUGACUUCCUUAACCUGAGGGCACUCCUAGGGAAGGCAUAUAUGUUUAGGAAGUUAAAAGAACAGUUCCUGUGCCUGCUGCUGCUGUUUCUGGUUGUGAACCUGCUCUGCUGUGUCUGUCUGUGUCUGUCUGUCUGUGUGUGUGUUGCACAGGGGAUGAUAGAAACGAUAUAUCUGUGUGUAUAUUUUUUUUAUUAUACACAGACACAUACACACAUAUAUACAUAAUGUAUCUAUCUAUCUGUCUGUUUAUUGGUUCUAAGAUUUUUGUAAAUAUAUAUAGAAAGUUUAGGAGCUAUAAAUAGGUAACUACAUCAUAUAUAUGUGUGCAUACAGUGGAGGGUAUGUAAUAUAUAUAUUUAUUAUAUAUCUAAAUUAGUAUUUAUUUUAAUAUCUAAGUUUAGGAGCCAUAUAUAGAUCAUAUUUCUAUGUGUAAAUAUAUUUUUUAUUACACUGCAUAAAUAUUAUGUAUAUAAGAUAUAAAGUUUAGAAGCCAUAGCUGGGUAGUGUAUGUGUGUGCGCAUGUGCACGCGCACACUCUGUGUAUGACCCUGUAUUUAAAAAAAAAAAUAUCACAUUCCCAGCAAAGGCCAGUAAGGCAGCGCAGUGGGAGCAUGUUGGAGGCAAGAGAGAUGCUCUGGCACUGCCCUGCGCAGCGCAGCCUGUGUCCUCCUGAAGGGCUGUUGUACUCUCCUGCCUCCCUCCACGCAGUGUGGAAGUCUCGGAGCACUUGCAGUUAUUUUUCUCCUCUCUUUGCUUCAGCCCCGAGGUUUAUGGGCUCUGCAGGGAGAAUUAGCCAUGCCCUCUCCCCUUAAAAUGCAUCCAAGCCAAUCUGGCCUUUUAAUCAUUUUUACAGAUCAUUACAUCUUGAGAGAAUGGUAAAAACCUUCAUUAAUCCUCAGAAGCCAUCUGCGAGGGAAGGCAGUUUGUAUUAUUUACCAUUUUGCCCUUCACAGGCAGUUCCCUCCUCGGGUGGUGAUGAGCACCGUCAGGCACAGGGGGGACCGUGCCUCAAACCCUCCCCCCAGUACACAAGGGCUCUGGGCUCCCAUGGGUGCUUCACUCUGCACGGUGACGGCGGGUCUGUCCUGGCACUUACAAUUCAAAGAAAUUCACCCCCAGGAAAGAGCUUAUUUCAUUAUUCUUGCAAAUUUUUGGGAUAUGUCCGUCCACCCCCCAAGGACAAGCAAGCUUGCUUAAAAUAAGAUAUUGUUUUGAUUUUAUGCAGGUUCAUUUUUAAUAGGAUUUAAUGUCUUUGAAAUAUAAUAAAACAGAGAUGCUGGAUAGACCAACUGGAAACCUCAAGUGGACCACAGUUUUCAAACGAGCUAUUUGAUUAUUAACUGUGCUAACUACCCUGAAUUCAAAGCAGGACUGUUUAAUUACGAUACUUCCAGAAUAAUCUGUUUCUGCUGGUUUUUUUCACAGGCACUGGAGAUUGUAAAGGGUUCAAGCUUGGGUCCUUAAAAAUCCUACCUCCAAGCAGAGUCUGACCCUGACUGCAAUUUUAGAUAACAUAUAGUUACUAAUAUUUUUCAUCUCCACAGAAGCUGCCUUAAAUGAUGCAGUUUUAUGUUCUUUACAAGAGUCUACUACAGUGCUAAAUUUUAUUACUUGUCUCCCUCCCAAGAUUUCAGUAGUUCAAUAAAUUGCAUAAGGAGCCUUUAAUUUAAUUACAUAAUUAAAUAAAAAAAAAUCAUGUCUUAUCAGUUUUACAUUGUUAAGAGAAAACCAGCACUUCUUUUCUUCCCUGCUGUCUUCCUGAAGUUCCUAAGUACCUUCAGAAUAAUUUAUUUAAAGUAACUGACUUCCUAGGAAAAAAAAAAAAAAAAGCAGCUGGAAGGUUAACUAUAGGAAAGCAUAAAACUCUGAUUUUUUUUGAAGCACUGCUCUGGUAUUCCUGCCAUCUAGUGUUGCAAGAUGAUAUCAGAGGAAAAUUAAAUUCAAAGGCCUUUAUUAGUUACCAUGGUUUUGUAGGAAAACUUAAACCUGCAAUAGCAUUUACAUACACAGAGAAGCUCUCAGUUUGAGCUAGUUUUUUGGGUUUUUUUUUAAAGCACACCAAAAAAAACAGGCAUGCAAAUCCACAUUCGUUGAGGCCAGCCAGAAGCAGCAUUGCUUCAUAAAACCCGAAUUCCACAGCAUUACUUGGUGGCUAGGAAUUCUUCAUUAACCCAUGAUGAGUUAUCAGGUACUACAUGUGAACAACUCUCUCCUUGUCUAGUUUUCCUUCCCCUCCUCAGCUUUAACUAGUAGUCAACCUCCUUCUCCUAUUUUCUGAAUUGUUAUCAUCAAUAUAUUUCUUCAUUAAAUUAUUUAAAAUCUCCUUUUGAAUUGAAUUCAGACUACAUUUUUAAUGUGGAUGUGUUCAGUCAGUAGAAAAGUAGGAUAACUAACAUAGAAGCAACAGAGGGAAGAUCAUGGUAUGAUAAGAAUAGGAAUGUUAAGAUUUCUUCCCAAAAUUAUCCUAUUGAGUUAAACAGAAUGCCUGUAAAUGAGAGAGGAGGUGAAUACCUCUGUGUCUCACAGCUGCGAGUUACAGGAAAAGGUGUGGGGAGAAAUAGUGAAGGUACUGGCACUUUCUCAAGAGAGUUUGUCUACAGGUCAUAGCUCAGGCUCACUGACAUCACUGCCUGAAUUCCACCUGCAUCUCGCUGGGAAUGGAAAGGGAACUAAAGCAGAAGUCAACUACUGGAUACAGCAGGUAGAAAGGCAGGGAAGCUGGAUCUCCCUUCCCGUCCACUAUUAACAUUAAUAGCAUGUUUCACACAUGAAGUUGAAAAGAUACCAUGGAACCUCUGCCACUUUUUAUGGAUUUAGUUACUCGGGGAUAAACAAGGGACAGAAAAACUACUGAAGAGAGUAAUUCACAAUAUUGACUCAGCUAAGUCAUCCUUUUAAACUAAAGCUGAUUCUGGAAUUAUGGAAAAUAAAACUU
Messenger RNA from Cuculus canorus (common cuckoo), 9860 nucleotides. It is a transcript of the gene CRBN, whose product is annotated as cereblon. NCBI's taxonomy places the organism in Eukaryota, Metazoa, Chordata, Aves, Cuculiformes, Cuculidae. The record is from RefSeq and is a predicted model, not a curated record. Bases 56 to 1396 code for a protein of 446 amino acids. Gene Ontology annotation, biological process: protein ubiquitination. Gene Ontology annotation, cellular component: Cul4A-RING E3 ubiquitin ligase complex. The transcript has 11 exons.